AUGGUUCAAAAAUUUUUAUUUUAAAAUGAAGUAUUUUUUUAUUAUGAUAGAAAUACUUUUGAAGUUUGGAAUCCUGAGAAUUCAUCUGAAAUUAAAUGCACCUUAAAGUGUAGCUACGAGCCUUAUAUUUUAAAAAUAGAUGAAAUACAAAAUUAUAUAGCUGUUUUAAUUGAAUCCAGAGAGCAAGGAUAGGAAUUAUUGAUACUAAAAAUUAAUUUUACAGACAGCUAUUUGAAAAUCGUAUCAAAAAUUCCAGUUUUACAAAGAGUUUUUGACAUUAAAUUCUCAAAAAACAACACUAUUUUACUGAUCAACAUUGAUAAGGUUUGUAUCUACAAUUAUAUUAUUAAAAAGUUUUUCAGAGAUUCAGAAGAGAAUUUCUUUUAAAAUUGUAAAAUGUUAACUUUUUAGAAUGAUUCACACUAAUAUCUAAAUGUAAUCAUGAAAAAAAAUGAGUAGCUUAUUAGAAUUUUUUCAGUAAAUCCUCAGAGAAAUGAUGAAAAUUACUUUAUCUAACUUUUUGUUAGCUCGAGUUUCUUCGAUAAAAUAGAAAAGCAUACUUUCAUAUGCAACAAUACGAAAAACAGCUCCCUUCUCAUUUACAAAUAUAUGGCAGAAGAGAGAAAGCUAACAAUUAUUGGAAAUUAUUAAUUAUUUUAAAUGAAUAAUAUUAAAUAUCUACCUGAAUACAAAGUUCUACUUAAUAUUGAAAUGAGAUAGUAAAAUAUUGUAAUUAAUUUAGUUGAUGUUAAGAAAAUGAAAGAAUUUUUCUUUUAAGAAUUAGGAUUUUAAAUAAGAGUUGAUGAAAGUAAAUAAAAUGAAAAAUAUAUUGUUAAAAUGAAUUCUUUGCAUUUUUUAGAAAAUCCUGUCUUACAAGAAAAUUUUACAGAUUUAUUUACUAUUAAAAUUGCAAAAAAAUACAAGUUUGGCUAUAUUACUUAGCAGAAUUCAAAGUUUCACUUUAAGUAUUUAAAUGUUCUCAAUCAUGAAAAUACUCCAUUUGAUUUAGAAAUUUUAUUAUUCAGUAAUUAAUCCUAGUUAUAAUUACCAACUGAAUAAUAGCAUGCAAAUCAGCUAAAAAAAAAUUUAAUGAGAACAGUAAAAAAAAUGUGA
Messenger RNA from Tetrahymena thermophila SB210, 1113 nucleotides. RefSeq lists its product as hypothetical. The transcript has 2 exons. NCBI's taxonomy places the organism in Eukaryota, Ciliophora, Oligohymenophorea, Hymenostomatida, Tetrahymenidae. The record is from RefSeq and is a predicted model, not a curated record.